Messenger RNA from Onychostoma macrolepis, 3710 nucleotides. RefSeq names its product K(lysine) acetyltransferase 2A (gene kat2a). Gene Ontology annotation, molecular function: histone H3 acetyltransferase activity; protein binding. The record is from RefSeq and is a predicted model, not a curated record. Lineage: Eukaryota; Metazoa; Chordata; Actinopteri; Cypriniformes; Cyprinidae. The transcript is spliced from 18 exons. Bases 116 to 2503 code for a protein of 795 amino acids. Gene Ontology annotation, biological process: chromatin remodeling; positive regulation of transcription by RNA polymerase II. Gene Ontology annotation, cellular component: nucleus; histone acetyltransferase complex.
GCGUGCGCAGUGCAGUGGUCAGAACGCGUAUCGAAAACCAUCACAAAACUUUAUUGCAGCGGCUCAGCGUGGAAGUGAGCGCGGCGAUCCUAGGAGGGGAAGUGAGGCUGCUGAUAUGGCGGACCCGGCGGCACAGAGCUCCGCGCAGCCCCGGCUUCAGCAAGCGCAGUCCAGCGGCCCGGCAGGAUCCACCCCGAACCCUGGAGCCGCGAGCAGCGACCCGGCCCGACCAGGCCUGAGUCAGCAGCAGUGGUCCAGCCAGAAGAAAGCCCAAGUCCGCUCGUUUCCGCGGGCUAAAAAGCUGGAGAAACUCGGAGUGUUUUCCUCCUGCAAGGCAAAUGAUGCUUGCAAAUGUAAUGGAUGGAAAAACCCCAAUCCACCGACAGCCGCUCGUAUGGAGCUCCAGCAGCAGGCAGCCAGUCUGACAGAGGCCUGCCGAAGCUGUGGACACUCUCUGGCGGAACAUGUGUCUCAUCUGGAGAACGUGUCUGAGGAGGAGAUUAAUCGGUUGUUGGGGAUGGUGGUGGACGUGGAGAAUCUCUUCAUGUCUGUCCACAAAGAAGAAGACACGGACACCAAGCAAGUCUACUUCUAUUUGUUCAAGUUGCUGAGGAAGUGCAUUCUGCAGAUGGGGAAGCCAGUGGUGGAAGGCUCUCUCGGUAGCCCUCCCUUUGAAAAACCCAACAUAGAACAAGGGGUGCUGAAUUUUGUCCAGUAUAAGUUCAGUCAUUUGGCUCCUAAGGAGAGGCAGACCAUGUAUGAGCUGAGUAAGAUGUUUCUGCUCUGUCUGAACUACUGGAAGCUGGAGACCCCGUCACAGUUCCGUCAGAGGGCCCAGAAAGAGGAUGCGGCCGCCUACAAAGUUGAUUAUACCAGGUGGCUGUGUUACUGUCACGUUCCUCAGAGUAAUGACAGUUUGCCCCGGUACGAGACCUGUCAGGUGUUCGGCCGCAGUCUGCUGAAGUCUAUCUUCACUGUCACCCGCAGACAGUUACUGGAGAAGUUCAGAGUGGAGAAAGACAAACUCCCACCAGAGAAACGCACUCUGAUCCUCACACACUUCCCCAAGUUUCUUUCCAUGUUGGAAGAAGAAAUUUAUGGAGAGAACUCCCCCAUUUGGGAAGCAGACUUCACCAUGCCAGCCUCAGAGGGGACACAGCUGGGGCAUCAAACAGUGCUGAGUCCAGUCUCAGUGUCUGGCUCUCCUCUUAGUAAAGGCAGCAGUGGUUCAGCUCUGGGUGUUUCUGGUUUGGACGUAGCUUCCUCUGAACCAGUAACUGGAGAGAAGCGAAAGCUUCCUGAGGCACUGACUCUAGAGGAUGCCAAGCGGAUCCGAGUUAUGGGCGACAUCCCCAUGGAACUGGUCAACGAAGUCAUGAAGACCAUUACAGACCCCGCUGCCAUGCUGGGACCAGAGACUAGCCUGUUGUCGGCAAACGCAGCUCGUGAUGAGACGGCUCGUCUGGAGGAGAGGAGAGGCAUCAUUGAGUUCCAUGUCAUUGGUAACUCUCUCUCUCAGAAGUCCAAUAAGAAGAUUCUAAUGUGGCUCGUGGGCCUGCAGAAUGUUUUCUCCCAUCAACUUCCCCGCAUGCCCAAAGAGUACAUCACACGUCUUGUGUUUGACCCGAAGCACAAGACUUUGGCUCUGAUUAAAGAUGGCCGUGUGAUUGGAGGGAUCUGCUUCAGGAUGUUCCCCACUCAGGGAUUCACAGAGAUUGUCUUCUGUGCGGUCACCUCAAACGAGCAGGUCAAGGGCUACGGUACACACCUGAUGAAUCAUCUUAAGGAGUACCAUAUCAAGCAUGGCAUUCUGUACUUCCUCACCUAUGCUGACGAAUACGCCAUCGGCUACUUCAAGAAACAGGGCUUCUCCAAAGACAUCAAAGUGCCGAAGAGCCGAUACCUUGGUUACAUCAAAGACUAUGAGGGAGCCACGCUAAUGGAGUGCGAGCUCAAUCCCAGAAUACCCUACACCGAACUCUCACACAUCAUAAAGAGGCAGAAAGAGAUCAUCAAGAAACUGAUUGAGAGGAAACAGAAUCAGAUCAGGAAAGUGUACCCAGGUCUCACCUGCUUUAAAGAGGGUGUGCGGCAGAUUCCUGUGGAGAGUAUACCAGGCAUCAGAGAGACUGGUUGGAAACCUAGUGCCAAGGAGAAGAGUAAAGAGCUGAAAGAUCCAGAUCUGCUCUACAACAUGCUAAAGAAUCUUCUCGCACAGAUUAAAACACAUCCAGACGCCUGGCCUUUCAUGGAGCCAGUGAAGAAAUCCGAAGCUCCAGACUAUUAUGAGGUCAUCCGCUUCCCCAUUGACUUGAAAACGAUGACGGAGCGUCUGAAGAACCGGUAUUAUGUGACAAAAAAGCUGUUUAUCGCCGACCUGCAGAGAGUGAUCACAAACUGCCGAGAGUACAACCCUCCAGACAGCGAGUACUGCAAGUGUGCCAACACACUGGAGAAGUUUUUCUACUUCAAACUGAAAGAGGCCGGGCUCAUUGAAAAGUAACGGGCAUCUAGCCAAGGACAAGGGACCAGUUAGUUACUAUAGAGAGUGUGAUCACAUACACGUUUAAUCUGGAUGAAUGACAUCCAAACUUGUCGAAAGUUGCUGCUUUCUGUUACUUUUUUCUUCCUUAUACAGUAUAGUUAUAAAACUCAAGGUUAUAUUGGUGUGUAUGACUCUGCAGUGCCAGUGCAUUAAGGGAAAAUGAAAACUGAAAGUGUGUUUGAUGUGGGCGUUAGUUUAGGCAGAAGUCACUAUUAGCAGUUCUGUUUUUCUGUCCCAUGCGCCAUUAAACGAAUGACUCACGAACAGCGCAAGCUGUUGCUCUACAUACUGUACUCAAACAUUUGGUUGUGUAACAAAGUCUUAUUCUGCGACAUUUACUGACCCGAGAUGUUGCAGCCAAAGCCGGACAAUGUUUGGCCUCAAGUGAUUGUCACUGCGGUGCCACCAUUCUCUGCCAAAGCUGUUCGAUACAGCCGGUUAGUCAUAUACAGGACAUGCCUAUUCAGUAUAAAUCUGAAAAUAUGAGGGAAAUGUUUUUUCUUGUUGUUCUUUUCUGUUUUUGUUUUGAGUUCCGUCAGUGGUUUUUAAUUGAAGAAAAGACGGCUCAUUUCUUGACAGAUCACUUCAAGUAACAAUAGUCCGUGUUUUUGUUCUCCUGGGAAAUUACUGCUGUCUAUUGGCUUUUUCAGUGUUGUUGUGAAGUGCUUAUCUCUGUUUGCAAACCAAUAUUUGUCGUCUUCAAAAGCUUUCAGCGUGUCAUGACCCCAGGCAUAACCAUUCACCAUUUUUGCAGCCUGCUUUUUACACCCAUUUGGGACCAGGAACAACUAUUUCCAUUUCAGUCACAACUGCAAAACACUUUUGUCUGCUACUACCUAAAGUACUCCUAAUGGACAACUGCACAAACCUGUAUUUCCAAAUAUGUAUGUGUUUUCUCUGAUAGCGCAUGUUCUUUGCUAGUUUACCGUUCACACACAUGGAACAGGACAGCUGGUUUAUUUCUCAGUCUCUUGUAAUGGGCAUUUACUUGAAUCAUGACUUUGAUGAACUGCUGCAAUGUUGAUGUAAUAUCAGGGUUCUUUAUUUUUGGUUUUACUGUGGGACACUGAUGAUCCUCAUGAAGAGGACGGAUGGGUGUGCUUGAAAGCAGUUGGCCAUGGUAGAUGCAUGUACAUUGCUACGGUUCUAUGUACUAUAAUUGUUU